Molecule: messenger RNA, 1819 nt
Organism: Chiloscyllium plagiosum (whitespotted bambooshark)
Lineage: Eukaryota; Metazoa; Chordata; Chondrichthyes; Orectolobiformes; Hemiscylliidae
Source: RefSeq, a predicted model, not a curated record
CCUUCUCAGCAUCACAGUUGGAAAGGGCGAAGGACACACAACAAGCUGCUCCAAAGAAGCCAAAAUCGUAGGAAUACAAUGAGCAUCGAAAUAGUUGACUUUGGCUCGUUUGGCUUAGGAAAAAAUGAACCUUCAGCCAUUGAAAUUGAGCGAAUAUCCACAGAGGUCAUCAGGGCUUUAACAGACAUUGGAUUUGUAUACCUGAAAAACACUGGAAUUGAAGAUCAAAAGAUAUUUGAAGUGAUGGACAUCUGCAAGGAGUUCUUCAUGCUUCCAAGUAACAUUAAACAACAAUAUGCCCAUACUGUGGACUCUGAAUCUCUAGGUCAUGGUUGGGUUGCAGAAGACAAAGAAAGAUUAAAUCCUGAGCGGCCUGCAGACCUGAAGGAGUCCUUUAAUAUAUCAGCAUUAUCUCCACAUGUUAAAUGGCCCGUUAUUAACACCAAUCCUGAGUUUAGGGAAUGUCUGGAAUCAUUCUUCAAAAUGUGUCAGCAGCUGUCAGUAAAAAUUCUGGAAGUGAUUGCAUUGGGCCUGGGUCUUGAGAGGGAUUUCUUCAUCAAUAUGCACCAAAAAAUGGGCAGCAAUAAAAAUCUUACGACCCUUCGAGCUCUAUAUUAUCCAUCAGUACAGAAAUCCUUUAUGCAGGAUCAUCAGAUCCGAUGUGGAGAACAUUCUGAUUAUGGAACACUCAGUUUACUCUUCCAAGAUAAGACUGGAGGGUUAGAGAUUCUAAACAGGUCUGGCCAGUAUGUUGCUGCUCCCUACAUCCAAAAUACCGUUCUCAUCAACAUUGCUGAUCUUCUGCAGAGGUGGACAUCUGACAAAUUAUUAUCAACGGUUCACCGAGUCGUCCUUCCAAAGUCUGAAGACAAGAUGUGCAAACCUAGACAGUCGUUGGUUUUCUUUGUUGAUCCAGACAGUGAUGUGAUGGUCACAUGCUGUAAUGGGCUUCAGAAGUAUCCACCCAUCCCGGCUCUGCAGCACAUACAGGGGCGUUUGAAUUCUUCAAAUGUAACAAAAUCCUGAUCCAAUGAAUUAAUUCAUUGGCAAUUGUGAGGCAAGGCUUCAAGAUUAUAUAGAAGUCAAAAAAUAAAAAGGGUAUUUGAUGAGAUUUUUGAUAAAAGCGAUAAUCUGAUUAAUUAAACUAUGAUUUCUGAAGGUCAUUUCUCGGCAUAAAUUUCUGAUCCCAUAGUGAUAAUUUGGUCUCUUAGUUCAUGGAACUCUACGUCUCAUUCAACCUUCUGUGAGGACAAUCUGAGGGGUGAAGAGCAUGAAUUGCCUUAGAUGAAGGAAGUAGAGAGUCUGUCCCUAGAACGUUAAAAAUCACACAACGCCAGGUUAUAGUCCAACAGGUUUAAUUGGAAGCAGUAGCUUUUGGAACGUCCCUCCUUCAUCAUGUGGUUGUCUGAUGAAGGAGCAGCACUCUGAAAGCUAGUGCUUCCAAUUAAACCUGUUGGACUAUAACCUGGUGUUGUGAGAUUUUUAACUUUGUACACCCCAGUCCAACACCAGCAUCUCCAAACCAUGUCCCUAGAACUUCCUGCUUGUUGGCUGCAUGGGAAAAGUAUUUCAUCAAAUAAAUGGGGAAUAAAUUAGAAGGUAAUGCUGGUAGAUACAAAACAAAGCAGACUGCAGUUCAGUAUUUUUUACGAAUUUACAGUUAAAAAGUAAAUGUUCAUUUGUUUGAUAAUGCAUCUGAUAUGUUUCAAAUCAAGAUGAGACUUUGUCAACUUUUCCUGAGAUUACUUCCUCUCCAUCAUACCAUUUAUGGAUCUGUUUUGCAUGUUAAUAUUUUUAUUAAAAUGGAGAAUGCCUUGAC